AUGCUUGAAGAUCCUCCAGAUUCUUCCAGCAAGUUAUCCACCGUGUUCCUGGUGCCAUCUCCACCCUCUGAGAUCAUCACUGGAACACCGGGCCCUUCACUUCUCGAGCACUGCUUCCAAUCCAGAGUCACUCCCGUCUCUGACAGACCCGGCUUUCUCCGGGUGGUUUCCUUCACCAUGGCGACCAUAUCUCGCCGUCAACUUCCGCCCGUCUUCUACGAGUGCUGUAUUCCUGGUCCGUCCAAAUCGGUACGAGCUGACGGGCGCCACCAUCGCCUAUACGCCAUGUACCCAAACUCGACAGAAUCACCGACGGUUGACCGGUGA
Messenger RNA from Colletotrichum abscissum, 327 nucleotides. RefSeq lists its product as uncharacterized. The transcript has a single exon. The record is from RefSeq and is a predicted model, not a curated record. NCBI's taxonomy places the organism in Eukaryota, Fungi, Ascomycota, Sordariomycetes, Glomerellales, Glomerellaceae. Bases 1 to 327 code for a protein of 108 amino acids.